AUGGACAAGGACGCCGAUUCCGUCGUGAGCCAGUCCACGCCUCAGGGCAUCACGACAAUCACGAUCAAUCGACCGCACCGGCGAAACGCAGUCAAUCCCGCCACCGCGCAAAAGCUCUACGACGCCAUCAUCGCCUUUGAAGACGACCCCACCCAGAAAGUCGGCAUCCUCGCCGGAGCGGGCGGCACCUUUGCGCCGGUGCCGACCUUCACGAGAUUUCUCAAACCGAUGCCAAUCGGGGGCCUGGAGCUAAGUCUCCUCGGCGACAUGCGCGUCGUCGAAGAGGAUGCCGUGUUUGGCGUAUUCUGCCGUCGCUGGGGAGUCCCCCUCAUCGACGGAGGCACCGUCCGGCUGCGCGCCAUCGUCGGGCUCGGCCACGCCCUCGACAUGAUCUUGACGGGGCGGCCGGGCAAGGCCUUGGGAGAGGCGACAGCGAUUGCCAAGCAGCUUCUCGAGUUCCCGCAGCUGUGCAUGAACCUGGACCGGAACUCGUGCUACUACGGCGCGUACGAGGCAAGCUCGUUCCAGGACGCCUUGGCGAACGAAUUCGACAAGGGGUGUGCCGCUGUGGAGGCCGAGAGUAUCCGGGGAGCCGCAAGGUUUAGCAGCGGGGCCGGCCGGGGGACGUUUGAGAAUCGAGAAAAGCUCUAG
Parascedosporium putredinis is the source of this 651-nucleotide messenger RNA. The record is from the annotation of a GenBank genome assembly. NCBI's taxonomy places the organism in Eukaryota, Fungi, Ascomycota, Sordariomycetes, Microascales, Microascaceae.